AUGGAGAAGGAACUGUGUGUAUUCAGCCAAACAAUAGAAGAUAACAGAGACAGGUUGGAAUUAGACAGAAACAGAGAACGAGUGGAAGCAAUGAACAGUGAAUCAAUCAUUGCUGAGCAUCGUUACAACGGGGAUAUUGAAAAAGGCACUUUUAAAACUGUAGAACAACUACACAUGGGUGAAAUGAACGUAAAAUGUAAACAUUGCAAUGCAGAAAGGUUCAAAUAUGAAACAGGAAUGGUGGCAAAUAAUUGCUGUCAUGGAGGAAAAAUAACAUUACCACCAUUAACGGAAUAUCCUGAUGUACUUCAACGUCUGCGAGAAGGGAAUGACGAAGCAUCAAGACACUUCAGACAACAUAUACGAUCAUAUAAUGACGCGUUUGCGUUUGCAUCAUUUAAUUGUACUGUGGCAGAUAUGGGGAAUUCAGGACCAUAUGUGAUGAAAAUAAUCGGGGAUGUGAGUUACAAAAUAUCUACAAGUUUAGAGACCGCAAACAAUAACCGACCGAGAUAUGGACAAAUUUACAUCUACGACGUACAAACUCAGCUAGCGCUGAGAGAAAAUGAUGCAAGAAGAGCAAAUCUGUUAGAAAUUAUUGGUAGACUGAUAAUAGAUAUCAAUCCUUAUGCAGCAAAUUUUAAAACAACGUACGAGCGAUUUGUUAAGGGAGAAAGCCUGGUGAGAUUAAACUUUAUAGCACUCAAGGAAGACGAUAGACGGCGGUACAAUGCGCCAACUUGUGGUGAGCUAGCAGCUCUGAUCGUUUCAGAUGACGGGGCAGUAUCUGAAAAUAUAGAAGUACAAGUAUUUCCAAAACAAGACCGUGCAAUUGGAUAUGUGCCGAGAUAUUCGCAUCACGUUGAUCCAAUGACUUUUCCAUUACUAUUUCCGAGCGGUGAUUCAUGA
Neodiprion virginianus is the source of this 909-nucleotide messenger RNA. RefSeq lists its product as uncharacterized. The record is from RefSeq and is a predicted model, not a curated record. The coding region runs from base 1 to 909 and encodes 302 amino acids. The transcript has a single exon. NCBI's taxonomy places the organism in Eukaryota, Metazoa, Arthropoda, Insecta, Hymenoptera, Diprionidae.